AUGUCUGCUUCUAACGAAAAAAAGAAAAAGAGUGUAUUUAAGAUACCCAAGUUUUUGAAAAAUAUUAAAAAGAAAAAAGAGCCCGAAGUACCGAAUCCUUCUGUUCCUGAAAUAUCCAAUCCACCUGAGACGUUUGAUUCCCCCGAAAUGCUGAGUCCUUCUGUGCUCAAUCCACCUGAGACGGUUGAUUCCCUUCACAACUAUGAAACAAGACCUGGACAAGCUCAGAAGUUUCUAGCAGAUGAUAGUGCUCUGGAAUUUGAUGAUGAAGCAGGACUGAAUUUGAUCUCCUUCUUCGACAACCUCGAUAGGGGUACGUUUGACGAGCACAAAGACAGUUGGGUUUUGAUAUAUAAACAAGAAGUUAAAAAGUAUGGGUCAGAAUAUACAAGCAAAGAGUUAUGGGAUCUCGAAAACGAAAUGCCAGGCGCGAUAUACCUACCAGUAGAUACAAAACGCCGUGAAGAUCUUGUAAAGGUAGCACCAGCAAGGACAGUAAAUGCACGACAUAAUGAAGAUGAACACAUGGUUAGGAUCCGAGUUAGAAAUUUAAAUACAAAUAAAAUUGUUACAAUUGAUUACAAUUUUCGUGAUCCUGUCGAGAAUAAUAAAUUGUAUAAAUCAGUUAUUGAUUCAGGAGCUCCGGAAACAACUCUUCCCUAUUAUGUCCGUUCUACCCUAGGAAGACAAGGGUGGAACCCUACUAGUAAAAUAGCUAGAGGAUAUGGUGCACCCUCUCGUGUUUUUAUUGCAACGGCAUCGUUUGAAAUGGCGAUUGGAGACAAUAAUAACUGGAGCAAAUGGGUAACGAUAGACACACUUAGAGUUUGGCAACGGGAUCCCGGUCCCCAUAUUGAUAGCUCGCUUGUUGGAUGUGAUGUAUUGGACCAUUUUUUCUUUGUACACCAGCCAAACCAAGGAUAUAAGUUUCUAAGGGCUACAGACGAAAUUUCUUUAAUCAAUUUCAUUAACAAUCUUCCCUAA
This is a messenger RNA of Diversispora eburnea, 984 nucleotides long. The record is from the annotation of a GenBank genome assembly. NCBI's taxonomy places the organism in Eukaryota, Fungi, Glomeromycota, Glomeromycetes, Diversisporales, Diversisporaceae.